This is a messenger RNA of Apaloderma vittatum (bar-tailed trogon), 695 nucleotides long. RefSeq lists its product as uncharacterized. Lineage: Eukaryota; Metazoa; Chordata; Aves; Trogoniformes; Trogonidae. Gene Ontology annotation, biological process: immune response; immunoglobulin production. The annotation marks the transcript as partial. The transcript is spliced from 3 exons. The record is from RefSeq and is a predicted model, not a curated record.
AUGCCUAUGAAUGACCUGCCUUUUGCGUCCCAGAACAAUGGAGGUGACUUUGUGGCUGCGGACAAUAGUUCCCUGGUCCAGGCAGCACUGACUCAGCAGCCGUCCUCGUUUUCAGCGAACCCAGGAGACACCGUCAAGAUCACCUGCACUGGGAGUAGCAACAACUACUAUGGCUGGUACCAGCAAAAGGCACCUGGCAGUGUCCCUGUCACUGUGAUCUAUAGCAAUGACAAGAGACCCUCGGACAUCCCUUCGCGAUUCUCCGGAUCCCAGUCUGGUACCACGGGCACGUUAACCAUCACUGGGGUCCAAGCCGAGGACGAGGCUGUCUAUUACUGUGGUAGCUGGGACAGCAGCAGCAGUACUAGUUCCGUGGUCCAGGCAGCAGUGACUCAGCAGCCGUCCUCAUUGUCAGCGAACCCAGGAGACACCGUCAAGAUCACCUGCACCGGGGGUGGCAACUGGUAUGGCUGGUACCAGCAGAAGACACCUGGUAGUGGCCCUGUUACUGUGAUCUAUGAUGACACCAAUAGACCCUCGGGCAUCCCUUCGCGAUUCUCUGGAUCUACGUCUGGCUCCACGGGCACAUUAACCAUCACUGGGGCCCAAGCUGGGGAGGAGGCUGUCUAUUACUGUGGUGGCUGGGACAGCAGCAGUGAUGCUGUUGUAGUGACGCAGAAUUAUGUGGAGAUUAG